ACUCGCUUCACCUUCAAAAAGCAGACGCUCGACUGGCGUCUCAUUCUUCACAUCAUCAGCAUGGGCCGUCUUUCGCACACCCAGGCGCUCCUCGGCCCAGAGGUCUUCGAGCUCGUUCGCACCACACCCAUCCUUGUUGUCGGAGCGGGCGGCAUCGGCUGUGAGCUGCCUCACACUUCUCCUCUUCUAGUCAAGAACCUCGUUCUCGUCGGCUUCACCAACAUUGAGAUUAUCGACCUCGACACGAUCGACCUGUCCAACCUUAAUCGCCAGUUCCUCUUCAGGAAGCCAGACAUUUCCAAGCCCAAGGCGAUCGUUGCUGCUGCUACCGCGCACCACUUCAACCCAUCGUCGGGUAUCAACAUCCACGCGCGCCACGGCAACGUCAAGGAGUCGGCCAACGACAUUGAGUGGAUCUCCAAGUUUGGACUGGUCUUGAACGCUCUUGACAACGUCGACGCCCGUCGCCAUGUCAACAAGCUCUGCCAGGCAGCCGACGUCCCUCUGAUCGAGUCUGGCACGGCUGGAUACCUCGGCCAGGUGUCCCCGCAUGUGCACAACAAGACCGAGUGCUUCGACUGCCUGCCCAAGCCCACGCCAAAGUCGUUCCCCGUCUGCACCAUCCGCUCCACGCCGAGCGAGCCCAUUCACUGCAUCGUGUGGAGCAAGAGCUACCUCUUCCCCAAGCUGUUCGGCGAGGACGAUGAGGAGAGCGACGAGGCUGAGCUCGACAAGGCAAAGGCCGAUGGCGAGAAUGCUGAGGAGAUUGAGGAGCUCAAGAAGGAGGCUGCGGCUUUCCGCGAGGUCCGCACACUCCUUGCAAAGGAGGAUGGACCAGAGCGCGUCUUCCGCAAGGUUUUUUACCAGGAUAUCAACCGCCUGCUGGCAAUGGAGGACAUGUGGAAGAAGGAGGGGCGUGUGAAGCCUGUUGCCCUCGACUAUGACGGCAUCCUCCAUGGCACGUUCCCCACUCCGCCCACUCGCGCCUCGGCCCAGCCUGCACCUGCCACGGCCAAUGGCUCUGCCAAUGGAACGACGAGCAAAUCGACGCUCAAGGACCAAAAGGAGCUCACCCUCAAGGAGAACCUCGAGCUCUUCAUCGACAGCAGUCGGCGCCUGAGCGCGCGUGCCAUCGCCCACCCAGACAUUGUCCUCGAGUUUGACAAGGACGACGAUGACACUCUGGACUUUGUCCUCGCUGUCGCCAACCUCCGUGCCACGGCGUAUGGUAUCCCUACCAAGACGCGUUUCCAAGUCAAGGAAAUGGCUGGCAACAUUAUCCCCGCUAUUGCCACGACCAAUGCCAUCAUCGCUGGCCUCAUCGUCAUGCAGGCCCUGUCACUCCUGAAGCGCGAGGUCUCCACCGCCAAGACCGUCUUCCUCAAGGCGGAGGCUGCGCGACCACUGGGCAUGGUGGCACCCGCACCUCCCGACGCCAACUGCGCUGUCUGCCGCGACGUUUACAUCCCACUACACGUCGACGCCAAGCAGUUCACCCUCAGUUCCUUUGUCCACGAGGUUCUGCAGUCGUGGCUCCGCCCGGCCCUCUUCCCCGACGACGAGGAUGCCGAGUUUGAGGCAAGCGUCCAGGAGGGAGGUCGUAUUCUCGCCGACCCAGACUUUGACGACAACCACCACAAGACUUUGGCCGAGCUGGGCAUCCAGCGCGGACAGAUGCUCUCUGUGACCGACGAGGAUGACAAGUUCCGUCGCAUCAACUUUUGCAUUCUUGAGCAGCCAGAGAAUGCCGAGGCCACGUUCUCCCUACCUGCUGAGGUGCCCGAGAUCCCGCUGCGCCCCGUCAAGCCGGCUCCCAAGUCCCCAUCUCCAGAGCCUGAGAUCAUCGAGGCGCCGGUCGACUUUGGCAAGGCUAAGGGUACGAAGCGCCCGGCACCAGAAGACGAGGAGGUGGCGAACGGGGUCAAGAAGCGCAAGGUGGAGAGUGAGGUCGAGAUUGUGGUGGCCGACGACGACAUCAUCCUCGUCGAAUAAUGUGCUGCGGCAUUGCUAGAUUGUACAGUACUGCAGCAUUACUAGAUUUGUACAUACACAUGGCAUUGUCUCUCGCGACACCCAGAUGUAUCCACCCAGAUGUCACA
This is a messenger RNA of Vanrija pseudolonga, 2099 nucleotides long. RefSeq names its product ubiquitin-activating enzyme E1-like protein (gene uba2). The coding region runs from base 61 to 1992 and encodes 643 amino acids. Lineage: Eukaryota; Fungi; Basidiomycota; Tremellomycetes; Trichosporonales; Trichosporonaceae. The transcript has 8 exons. Gene Ontology annotation, molecular function: SUMO activating enzyme activity. Gene Ontology annotation, biological process: protein sumoylation. The record is from RefSeq and is a predicted model, not a curated record. Gene Ontology annotation, cellular component: cytoplasm; SUMO activating enzyme complex.